AUGAGAGCCAAAUAUGUUCUGGACCAACUUUUUCGCAAGAAAACUUUCGUCGGUGGAUCGGCUCUCGACUCGCAGCUGAAACGAUGUCUGGGAGUGAUCGAUGUGAUGUUCAUAGCUGUAGGCCAAAUGGUUGGAGCUGGUCUCUACGUAUUAGCUGGCACAGUCGUACACAAUCAGACGGGUCCAUCAAUCGUUAUCUCAUUUUUAUGUGCAGGGUUUGCCGCCCUUAUGUCGGCUUUUAGCUAUGCCGAGUUCGGUGCCAGGUUUCCUCGAGCCGGUAGCGCUUAUACUUAUACCUACAUCGGCGUGGGCGAACUGGCUGCUUUCGGAAUUGGUUGGACCGUCGCACUCGAGUACAUGAUUGGAAACGCAGGUUCAGUUUAUCUAUCAACCCCAUUCUUUUGA
Molecule: messenger RNA, 405 nt
Organism: Cooperia oncophora
Lineage: Eukaryota; Metazoa; Nematoda; Chromadorea; Rhabditida; Trichostrongylidae
Source: the annotation of a GenBank genome assembly